This is a messenger RNA of Heterocephalus glaber (naked mole-rat), 2054 nucleotides long. The record is from RefSeq and is a predicted model, not a curated record. NCBI's taxonomy places the organism in Eukaryota, Metazoa, Chordata, Mammalia, Rodentia, Bathyergidae.
AUGCCCGUUUUACAAAGCCCCGCGCUGGGCCCGCUCCCCCUGGGCCUCCUCCUCCUCUUCCUCCUGCGGGGCUGUGGGGCCUCGAGGCCGAGCUUUCUGCUGAUCCUGGCUGACGACCUGGGCAUCGGGGACCUGGGCUGCUACGGGAACCGCACUCUGAGGACCCUGAACAUCGACCGCCUGGCGGAGGAGGGCGUGAUGCUCACCCAGCACCUGGCCGCCGCCCCGCUGUGCACCCCGAGCAGGGCCGCCUUCCUCACGGGCCGCCACGCCUUCCGCUCAGGCAUGGCCGGCAGCGGCGGGUACCGGGCCCUGCAGUGGAACGCGGGCUCCGGGGGGCUUCCCCAGAACGAGACCACCUUCGCCCGCAUCCUGAGGCAGCAGGGCUAUGCCACGGGGCUCGUGGGGAAGUGGCACCAGGGCGUGAGCUGUGCCACCCGCCAUGACCACUGCCACCACCCGCUGAGCCACGGCUUUGACCAUUUCUACGGCAUGCCCUUCACGCUGCUCAGCGACUGCCACCCCAACGGGCCGCCCGAGCUGGCUGCGGCCACCAGGGUCCAGCUGCAGAGCUGCACGCGGCUGCUGGCCCUGGGCACCCUGAGCCUGCUGGCCGCCAGGCUCUGUGGCCUCCUGCCCGUGCCCUGGAAAUCGCUGCUGGGCGCGGCCUGCCUCAGCCUCCUGCUCCACCUGUGCUGGUCCUGCAGCUCCGGGUUUGUGCGGCGGUGGAACUGCAUCCUCAUGCGGAACCACGAGGUCACCGAGCAGCCCAUGGACCUGGGCCACAGCACCAGGCUGCUCCUGCGGGAGGCCCGGGCCUUCAUCCAGAGGCACCGGCAUGGGCCCUUCCUGCUGCUCGUGUCCCUGCUGCACGUCCACGUACCGCUGCCCACGGCGCCCGCCUUCCUGGGAAGGAGCCUGCACGGCCUCUACGGCGACCACGUGGAGGAGAUGGACUGGUUUGUGGGUAAACUCCUCGACGGCCUGGAGAAGAAUGGCUUGAAGAACACGACGCUUACAUAUUUCACAUCCGACCACGGAGGACACCUGGAGGCCAGGGACGGAAGCAGCCAGCUCGGGGGAUGGAACGGGAUUUACAGAGGUCAGACGGGGACUGGGGGCUGGGAGGGCGGCAUCCGGGUCCCCGGGCUCUUCCGCUGGCCCGGGGUGCUGCCCGCCGGCCGAGUGAUCCGCGAGCCCACCAGCCUCAUGGACGUCUUCCCCACCGUGGUGGAGCUGGCGGGCGGCCAGGUGCCCCGGGACAGGGUAAUCGAUGGCCGCAGCCUGCUGCCCUUGCUGCGAGGGGAGGAGGAGCAUUCAGGCCACGAAUUCCUCUUCCAUUACUGUGGGACUGAGCUGCACGCUGCUCGCUGGCAUCAUAGGGACAGUGGCCAAGUCUGGAAGGUCCACUACACGACACCCCGGUUCCAUCCCCCAGGAGCGGGCGCCUGCUAUGGCAGUGGUGUGUGUCCCUGCUCUGGGGACGGCGUGACCCACCACCGCCCGCCUCUCCUCUUUGAACUCUCCAGUGACCCUGCAGAGGCCCGACUGCUGUCGCCUGACUCCGAGCCCCUUUUCCAUGCAGUGGUGGCCAGGGUGGGCGAGGCCGUGGCUGAGCACCGGAAGACCCUGAGCCCGGUGCCCCAGCAGCUGUCCACAAGCAGGGUCCUGUGGAGGCCCUGGCUGCAGCCAUGCUGUGGGACGUUCCCCUUCUGUGGGUGCCAGGAAGACAGCGACAGCACACCCCAAAAGCCAGGACUCUGAGACAGAACUGUCCAUACCCACUUCCUCCUCUACCGUCCUUAGUCUAUGGAACUGUCCUCCUGGUGCCAAGAGGGCUGCCACAGCACUGGACAUCACAUAGACACUGCAGACGAAUGGAAGAAUAACAGGCAUUCUGUGUUUUAGAUCAACCCCCGAGAAAGGUGAUUAUGCAGAAAAUUUUGUUUCCAAAAAUCUGUGUAUAGAAACAAUUAGGAAUGAAUCAAUGCAGGUACAAGGCCCAGGUUUCAUUCCCAACACUGCAAAAUCAGCACUGAAAUUCGCAGCGCUGC